Molecule: messenger RNA, 993 nt
Organism: Acanthamoeba castellanii str. Neff
Lineage: Eukaryota; Discosea; Longamoebia; Acanthamoebidae
Exons: 10
Coding region: 1-993 (330 amino acids)
Source: RefSeq, a predicted model, not a curated record
AUGGAGAAGGAAGGGAAGGUGUUAAGUGAAGUCCAUCUUCUACACCCCGCAGGCGCGUUUGCGGCGCUGGCGGCGUACCUGCGGUUCCACAAGGAUCCGCUGGUGGACGUGAGCUUCGUGCCGCACAGCACCUCCCAUCCUCUACGCGUCGAGGACAACCCCGCCUUCACCCCCGACGCCCACGUUUUCCUUUUGGACUACGUGGGCCGUCCCGACCUCAUCCGUCGCCUCGCCAGCAAGGUGAGGCACAUCACCCUGCUGGACCACCACGACACGGCCUUCGAGCUGCUGGAAAAGUGGAAGAGCGAAGACAGCCUCCCGCACAACUUUGACUACCAGCUGAUCAAGGAGAAGUCGGGUGCCGUGAUCGCCUACGAGUACUUCUCCCAGGACCAGACGCUCAUCGCCAACGAAGCCGACCGGGCCAGGAUCGAGCGGGUCUACGCCUACGUCGAAGAUGGCGAUCUCAGGCAGAGGGCUCUUCCCCAGUCGGCAGAGUUUGCCAGUGGGCUAGGUGCGAAGAGUAUAGAGUUCAACAUCACGCGAAACAAGUCCCUCUUCCUCCAGCUGCAACUGUUGGAUGCAGACGCGCUCAUCGAAAAAGGCAGCGACGAGCUCGUGCGAGUCAAUCGCGUAAUCGCCGACAACCUUGCUCGAAGCUUUCCCAUCAAGCUGGGCGGGAGCGGCCACGACUUUGGGAGCUGCCUGGCUGUGCUCACCAAGUCGCCACAGCUGCGAUCGGAGAUGGGCCACCAGCUUGCGUGUAUGAGUGCCGCGGCCGGCCUGAGGGGCAUCGGGGCGAUAUGCUACGAGGAGAAGGGCAAGAGCGUGGUGGAUGGGGACAAGAACUACAAGGUGUCGCUGCGAGCGGUGCACGAUGAGGACACCACAGUCAUUGCCAAGUGCUACGGCGGCGGAGGACACAAGGACGCGUCGUCCUUCAUCCUCCCCAGAGAGGAGUGGGCCGCAUGGAAGACCACUACCGUCGAUUGA